Molecule: messenger RNA, 522 nt
Organism: Dentiscutata erythropus
Lineage: Eukaryota; Fungi; Glomeromycota; Glomeromycetes; Diversisporales; Gigasporaceae
Source: the annotation of a GenBank genome assembly
AUGGGAAGACGUCGAUCAAGGAGCUUUAUUAUUGCAGAAAAACCGUCCUCAUAUGUCGAAAGUCUUGACCAGUAUGCCUUGCCGAAUUUGAAUUCGAAUUGGGUGUAUUAUAAAGGCGCGUGGUUUAUUCAUAUCAUUUUGAUUCUUUGUGUUAAGAUACUUUCCAGCAUAAUUCCUUGGGUAUCUCCAGAGACUAGUUGGACGUUUACUAAUUUAUCCUACAUGCUUGGAAGUUUUGUAAUGUUCCAUUGGGUCAAAGGAGUUCCAUUCGACUUUAAUUCAGGAGCUUACGAUGGUAUGACCUUAUGGGAACAGAUCGAUAAUGGAGCGCAGUUUACACCAGCUAAAAAAUAUUUAACAGCCGUUCCAAUUGGAUUGUUCCUACUUAGUACACAUUACACACACUAUGAUGCGUUCACAUUUUUGGUUAAUUUCACAUUUUUAUUGGUUGUACUUAUAGCCAAAUUACCACAAUUGCAUAAGGUUCGGAUAUUCGGAAUCAAUAGAUGGGAGGAUGAAUAA